This is a messenger RNA of Anoplophora glabripennis (Asian longhorned beetle), 710 nucleotides long. RefSeq lists its product as uncharacterized. The transcript is spliced from 4 exons. The record is from RefSeq and is a predicted model, not a curated record. NCBI's taxonomy places the organism in Eukaryota, Metazoa, Arthropoda, Insecta, Coleoptera, Cerambycidae. Bases 125 to 640 code for a protein of 171 amino acids.
AGUACAUCACCAUAUUAUUAUGUUUAACACGGAGUAUAAUUAAGAGAAAAUUGAAGGCUCGAUACAAUUUAUAAAUCCAUCAGACACAAGGGAGUAAUUUAUUAGGCACUUUCACUGAACAGAAAUGAAGUGGAGUUUAAUGUUACUUUUUUGUAUGAGUACUGUAAAUGGAUUUACAGUAGACGUAGUAAAUGUGACGCACUGUUCCGCGUCCGAUGAGGAAGUAGGCGAAUUAAUUUGGGACAUAUCUUCCGAAGAAUCAGUGGACCAGUUACUUUCUGGAUCAUUUAAUAUUCCUGUACAACUAGAUGAUGACGCAUACGUGUAUUACGAAUCCCACUUUUGGGACGAGCAAAAAGAAGAAUGGGUUUUUAUAUUCGACGGUAUAAGAUCCUUCUGCUCUUCCAUUCUAACAUCGCUGCCAUACAGGAAGUUCAGGGUUUCCGUUGAACCCAAUUGGCCUAAAGAUUGUCCUGUUCCUGCUGGCAAAUAUGAAUUGGAAGAAUUCCCCAUCAGUGGUCAGUAUGCCGUACUAAGUGAUAUUAAAAAUGUCCCUCCUUUGGUGAAGCAUGAACUCGGGUUGUGGCAGGAUGAUGACUUAAUUCUCUGCAGAGUAGUGCACACUAUAAGUAGCAAUUAAAUGCACUGCUCCUUUGACUCAGAAUGUACUUAUUCCUUUUUGUAAUAAACAAUCCCUGAAUAAAUGAAAU